CCACGGAAACAGUGUGAUGUAUUUCCGGUGCCUGGAACUUGAAGAAAUACAGCGCCUGUGUCCAAAUAUAAUACGAAUUUUGCCUAUGUUUUAAUUUAAGAGUGUACCUUUUUGGUACACGUGAUAUUUUUUUCAAUUACUCACUGUCAGCAAUUACCAUUGCUUUACUCUGCUUGAAACAUCAUCAUGGAUAUUUCGACACCUCCAGAAGACCAAGAGCUGAGAAAUGUCAUCGACAAACUGGCUCAAUUUGUUGCUCGCAAUGGUCCUGAGUUUGAAAAGAUGACCAUGGAGAAACAAAAGGAUAAUCCUAAAUUUUCCUUCUUAUUCGGGGGAGAGUUCUUUGGAUACUACAAGUACAAACUUGCCAUUGAACAGCAACAGCAUUCUUCCACACACGAGUGUGAAGAGUAUAAUUUGGAAGUGAUGUGCAAACCCCCUGGGAAGGAGAUCCCAGAUGUGCCACCACCCAUCACCAUGCUGCCUCCACCACCCAUCCCUCCUGCCACUCCCGCUGUGGACGACCUGAUCCAGCAGAGCACGUGGAACCUGCAGCAACAGGAACAGCACCUCAACACACUUAGACAGGAGCAAGUGACGGCGGCCAUUACUCUGGCAAUGGAGCAACAGACGCAGAAGCUGCUUGCUGAGUCUCAGCUGGACAUGGGAGAGUUUGAGAACCUUCUACUGCCAAUCAUCGACACCUGCACAAAAGAUGCCAUCUCAGCUGGUAAAAACUGGAUGUUCAAUAACGCUAAGUCCCCUCCGCACUGCGAGCUGAUGUGCUCCUUCCUCCGCAAUCGCAUCACGGCAGAGACGGCCCACUUUGAGCUUCGCCUCCACCUCAUCUAUCUGACCAACGACGUCCUCCAUCACUGUCAGAGGAAGCAGCAGCGAGAUCUGCUGGCUGCUCUUCAGAAGGUGGUGGUGCCCAUCUACUGCACAAGCUUCCUGGCUGUGGAGGAGGACAAACAGCAGAAAAUAACACGGUUACUGCAGCUGUGGGAAAAGAAUGGGUACUUUGAUGACCUCACUAUCCAGCAGCUCAAAAACCCAGCUGUGGGACUGGGGCAGUACCAGGCCUCGUUGAUCACGGAGUACGCCGGCGUGGUGCAGCCCGUCCAGCUGGCCUUCCAGCAGCAGAUUCAGACCCUCAAGACACAGCAUGAGGAAUUCAUUGCCAACCUGAAGCAGCAGCAGACGGUGGCAGUGGCAGCGGCGGCAGCGGCGGUCGGGCAGUUGACCCCAGCGGACGGAGAAGGAAAGUCACAAGGAGCGCCACUUACCUCCCAGCCAGGUGAACCUCACAGACCGAGAGGUGAGGGUAAGCCCCCUAUGGCGGGCCCACCUCCUGGAGAUUAUGAUGGCACUCCCUCCAGACCCCCGGACUCCUCCAACUCUAGCGGCCCCUCUGACAUUCCAUCAUCCAAGCCUGGCUGGUUCGAUCCCCAGCACAACAUGCCAUCCUGGAACCCACAGCAGCCCCCUCCAUUCGACCCUACUCAGGCCCCACCGCCCUGUCCCCCGUGGAACAGCCACGAGGGCAUGUGGAAUGAGCAGAGGGACCCCAGCUGGAGUGGCUCCCGAGAUGGGGGCCCGUGGAGCGGCCAGUCGGAGGCCCCUCCCUCCUGGAGCGGCCAGUACGACCAGCCGCCCUGGAGCAACCAGCCGGAUCAGCCCCCCUGGGGUCAGAGGGAGCCCCCGUUCAGGAUGCAGCGCCCCCCACACUUCAGGGGCCCCUUCCCACCCCACCAGCAGCCCCCGCCUUUCAACCAACCCCCUCCGCCACACAACUUUGGCCGCUUCCCGCCACGGUUCAUGCAGGAUGAUUUCCCACCGCGGCACCACUUUGAUAGACCCCCGUACCCCCCACAUCGCUUCGAUUACCCUCAAGGAGACUUCCAAGGAGACAUCGGGCCACCACCACCUCAUCACCACCCCAGUCAGAGGAUACCGCCUCCAGGAAUGGCUGAACAUCCACCGUGGGGCGGCGGCAACCAGCACCCUGACUUCGGUCCCCCGCCCCAUGGCUUCAACGGCCAGUCCCCAGUCCACAUGAGACGCCCAGCCCCCGCACACGUCAGCCAGGACGACCCCAGUCUAGUGCCCAACGUCCCCUACUUCGACCUGCCAGCUGGCCUGAUGGCUCCGUUAGUAAAGCUAGAAGACCAUGACUACAAGGCUCUGGAUCCCAAAGACAUCCGCCUACCACCACCCAUGCCCCCUAGUGAGCGGCUCCUGGCUGCAGUCGAGGCCUUCUACAGCCCCCCAUCACAUGACAGACCCAGAAACAGUGAGGGCUGGGAACAGAAUGGCCUGUACGAGUUCUUCAGAGCAAAGAUGAGAGCGAGGAGGAAAAAGGAACAAGAGAAACGCAACAGCAUGCGAGGCAGCCGGUCCCGCAGUCGUUCUCGCAGCAGGGGGCGCUCUUCGUCACGUUCUAGUUCUAGGUCUUCCAAGUCCUCACGGUCCUACUCCAGGUCCCGGUCCCGCUCCCGUUCCAGAUCCUACUCUCGAUCCAGAUCCAGAAGCAGAAGUCGGUCACACUCGUCGCGCAGUCGUUCCCGGUCCCGGUCUCACUCCCGAUCACCAGACAAGAAACACCAGGCCGGUUUGGUCAGUGUGACAGGGGUGACAGGUGUGACCGGUGUGAAGUCUCGCAGCCCCACUCCCCCCUCGACGUCUGGCCUUGGUACGGGGUCAUCGGUGCCUGUGGAUUCGCGGCUCGGAGAGGAGAACAAGGGGCAUCAGAUGCUCAUGAAGAUGGGUUGGAGUGGUUCUGGAGGACUCGGAGCCAAGGAGCAGGGCAUCCAGGACCCCAUCAAAGGGGGAGAUAUACGGGACAAGUGGGAUCAGUACAAGGGCGUGGGGGUAUCGCUGGAUGACCCAUAUGAGAACUACCGCAGGAACAAAAGCUACAACUUUGUGGCCCGGAUGAAAGCCAGAGAAGAAGGUACGAGUCCUUCUGUCAAUCGGGAACCGCAGGAGCCUCCACCAACAGAAUGAUGGAAAUCAUCAAUUUCAAACCCCAUCCAUUUUUUUUAAGCCUGAACACUGGUACAGUUGUCAUUCAUGAAUGUCCCCCCCCUCUUGCUCUUGUGCUGAAUGACAAGGAACUUGUGUAAAAAAAAAAAAAAAUCGGACUUUUGUGUUGUAGUGUUCUGUUUUCUAGUUAAAAGCCGUAGUGGAAAGAAGAUGUUUUAAACCCAUGUAUUCACAUCAGGAUUUCACCCUAGUAAUUCCACAAAACGACGAAUAAAAAUAUUUUUAAAAUCAUG
Molecule: messenger RNA, 3278 nt
Organism: Clupea harengus (Atlantic herring)
Lineage: Eukaryota; Metazoa; Chordata; Actinopteri; Clupeiformes; Clupeidae
Gene: cherp
Product: calcium homeostasis endoplasmic reticulum protein
Biological process (GO): RNA processing; intracellular calcium ion homeostasis
Cellular component (GO): perinuclear region of cytoplasm
Molecular function (GO): RNA binding
Source: RefSeq, a predicted model, not a curated record